Molecule: messenger RNA, 2837 nt
Organism: Spizellomyces punctatus DAOM BR117
Lineage: Eukaryota; Fungi; Chytridiomycota; Chytridiomycetes; Spizellomycetales; Spizellomycetaceae
Exons: 3
Coding region: 7-2634 (875 amino acids)
Source: RefSeq, a predicted model, not a curated record
AAUCGCAUGAAAGUGAUUGUCGAAACAUCCGUCUUGAGCAACGACACGCCUACUGAACCAGCUUCUCAAUCCGACUUGCGGUCGAAUUAUCCAGGAAACCUCUUUUGUUGGAACAUCAGUCCACCGUCACCCGCCGAUCUUGUCGGAGAUAAACAAAGGCAUCAGCAGCAGGAAACGCAAAAGGGUGACCCUGGAGGUGGAAGCAGUUCAGGAGAACGUGAUGUGAUGGUGACAACCACACUUGGUGAGAAACAUGUUCGUCGGGAAGGGAAAAGACGUCGGUCACGCGACGGGCCACCAGAGUCUACAAACAUGCACUGUUGCAAGGCGAGCCAUUGGCUAUGCUACAGGCUGCAUUAUGGAAAACCAAAACCCGAAGAAAUAAAGCCAAACCGUGCAAAGAAGAGUGUGAGAAGAGCGCAGUCUGUGGGAGGAGUGGAGCAGAGACAGGGUCAGAAGAGGCGACGGACUCAGUCCGAUAGAGUGGACAUUUCGUGUCAACUGCAACGAGAUAAAACCCCUGUACUCCAGGAAACAUCUGACCGUGUAAACACCAGCCCGCGAAACCCGUCUUCACGAACCCCGUUGGGGAAGAGAAACAAUACCCGGUCGCCUACGCCGCCAUUGCAGAGACCAGUGAUUGUCCCACGACGGAGAAAUAUCAAGAGAAUAGCAAAGUUUUUUGCUCCAACGAACUCGGGUGCCUUUAUAUUGGAUGAAGAUGCUGAGGACAGGGGCUUGGACUUUAGCGGUGAUACGGAAGAUGCCAACAGAGGGAGUCGGACGUGGCAUCUCACGAUUCCUGACAUGCAAGCUCGUCCUUCAAUUCCGCUGACGCACGGAGAUACUCAAGCUUUAUUUGAGGGAGAAGAUUCACCACAGCUCGUAUCGAAUGAUGACCCAAUGGAUAUGACGGUGGCAGUCGAAGACUCCCAUGCGGAAUUGAACAACGUGUCUCCCUAUACCGCCGGAUAUGCACAGUUGCGGCCGUUCAUUCGUGAGAGAUUCAUAAACUACGUCAUCGACCUUAGUGAAUCGGAAGAAGAGGACGUCAAUGAGCCUGCGAGGGAACCUAACCACAGAGCUCUAAAAAUGAAAACUGCGACUGAGAUGGAAGCGGUACGGAAGAGGAUGGAAGAGUUAGAACAGCAAAAGGAGGCUCUUCAAAACAAAAUGCGUCUGAUCGCGGCAAAAAAGCGGAAGGCCGAGGCGAAAGGGCCACUACAAGCACCUGUCACAGACGUUACAUCUAGCGCCGGAAAUAUGUCUGGGGCUGAGUUCCCAGUUCGAAAUCAAACAUCCACACCUGCGACCGCGGGAAGCAAAGCAGUGGUGUCAAGCAGCACGAUCUCCGCAGCUCCUGUUGUGGCGGCAGAAAGCACUACCACCGGCGAAGAGCUCAGCACGUUGGUGUCUGCCGCCCGUGAAAAAGAUGCCGCAGAAGAGAAAGUCAGAGAGGGUACUCAAAAAGCAGUCCUGCCAAAAUUGGCACCAGCUACUCGAAGCGAGAGUCCGCUUCAUGAAGCACAGCCGAGACCCGACGUUAAUGACAUUCGCAUCGAGGGAGCUGCAAGCAUGGCUUUCGGUCAGUAUCACACGCACAAUGAUACUGUUGGGUUGCGAGGCGCUGAUGAGGACGCCGUAGCAAGCUUGGGCGUCAUAGAAAACCUUCCUGAAAAUGCACCACAAUACGCUAAGGGUCCUUUUGGCGCUUAUCCUGAGCCAAUACUGGCGGUGGAAGCCGCUGAGGUCGGGGUAACUGCUGAGGUGGCUGGAGAGCUAAUAAUAUCUAGCAAGGCUCGCGCGAUACGGUGUGGGAACAACAACGUAUUACCCAAAAGUCGCAAUACCGCUAUAUCACGGUAUAGCGGUGAAGAAGCCAGCCUAAUAGAUACUACUCCAAAGCAGGGAACUCACGACCUGCUCGCAUCAUUACCAGUAUCCCAAUCCGCGUCUACAGUCCAAGUUCGCCAGCGCACUACUCCUGGCAACAUAAAACCAGCACGGUGUUCCAGAACAAAUUCUCCCCUGACGGCUUCUUCAUCGACGGUAUCGAAACCUCGACCGAUAAGACGUCAGAGAGAUGUAUUUGACUUUCCAGGCAGUCAGGAAGAUGAUGAAGACAGAGUAUUCACAUUGGAAAGCGAAGGGGACAAGGAUUUCACAGAGAAGAAGCCCUCGCCACGUGUUUUCAAGACGUACCGUUCUCCAAAGCGGACCGUACCAGUAUCACAUGUAACCAGUGCGGCAACACCCUCCGGUUACCAUUGUAACGUAAAGACACCCCCAUCCAAAGGCCGAAGACAACCAAACUCUCCACUGCAGCCGGCAUUGACGGCGACGUCAACCUCUUUCAUAGACGUCACUCCCGAGGCAGGGAGCAAGGAUCGUGAUUUGCGACGACAAGACUCCUUAAUCUAUUUAUUUGAUUCUCCUAUCAGAGGUUUCACUGUGUCCGCAGAUGGUUCACCAUUGCAGACAAAUCAAGUUGAAAGCUUGACGCAGAAUUUCGAUGUGGACGCCAACAUGCUCGAGAUUGAGAAAUUUUUGGAAAAUGAUGUCGAUCUUUUUAAAGAUGUUAGGAGUGAAUUGGAAGUCAGCGAAGCUGAAAAUGGGGAGAGUGAGGAAGAUUAAGUAGCAGCGAGUUGAAUUGGCAAACUACGACGAAGUGUUCGCUUUCUGCAGCGUGAUACUUGUAUAUAGCUUAUUGUAAAUAACGAAUCUUAAUUGAUGUAGAAAUGGGUAUACUUUGUAAGCGGAUGGAUGCAUAAAAUAUCUACAGGCGGCUGUAGGGGACUGCUCGGAAUAGAAUGCCCGUUGCGUGUACAUAUCUUGAC